Messenger RNA from Condylostylus longicornis, 540 nucleotides. RefSeq lists its product as uncharacterized. The transcript has 4 exons. Lineage: Eukaryota; Metazoa; Arthropoda; Insecta; Diptera; Dolichopodidae. The coding region runs from base 1 to 540 and encodes 179 amino acids. The record is from RefSeq and is a predicted model, not a curated record.
AUGUGUACGCCAAAAAUCAAAGAGAUUUUCUCUUAUAAAUAUGUGACAAAUAUACUCGAUGAUCGUGUUAUAUCUCCAUGUGACGGACGUGAGGAUAUUUUUGUUGAUAAACUUAUGGAUUUGUCAAAUUUAUCAUUUUCUCUUACACAGAAUGAUAUAAUAGGUCAUGGUGUCGUCAAGUUUAUAAAAGUUUUUCCGCCCGGUGAAAAGUUUCAGUUGAGAAUUGUACCAUAUGUAAAAAAACAAGGAUUUUGGGUUCGGUGUGUCUUUUCCGUCUACCGUCCAGAUUUAUGUGCAUCUCUUCUUAAACCAAAUGAAGUGUGGCAUAACUCGGUGAAACCUUUUGAAGAAGAAUUAAAAGUGUGUCCUCCUGAGAAAGGCGUCAUAUUGGAUUUUACAAACUUGACUUGUUCAAUUACAUUUGAAUUUAGUGAUCGCAAUUUGGUUGGUUCAUAUAAAGUAGUUACAACUUUAGUGGGAAAUAAAGGAUCAAAUUUUUGUGUACAAAUUUUAAUGGAUUUGAAUAUAGCUUCAGAAUAA